Molecule: messenger RNA, 3435 nt
Organism: Saccostrea cuccullata (small rock oyster)
Lineage: Eukaryota; Metazoa; Mollusca; Bivalvia; Ostreida; Ostreidae
Product: general transcription factor 3C polypeptide 3-like
Exons: 27
Coding region: 308-2875 (855 amino acids)
Biological process (GO): transcription by RNA polymerase III
Cellular component (GO): transcription factor TFIIIC complex
Molecular function (GO): protein binding
Source: RefSeq, a predicted model, not a curated record
AUACGGAGAUCUUGCCCGAUAUUCCGCAUGUACGAUGUAAAUAUGGCGGGCAAUGACAGAAAACCCAUCGAUAUUCCUAUUGAAAAUGUAGAAGAUGGUGUCCCACAGACAUCUGAAGAACAUAUAACGACAUAUACCAUCAUAGAUCAAUCAACUCAACAACAAUGAAUUCAACUUGGGUGCAGACAUCCUUCACGCAGAGAAUGUACAGUUUUUGGAGGUACCAGCUGAUCAACUAGCCAACUUAGGGUUGCUGGCAACAAUAUCAUCUGACCAGGCUAGAGAUGGGACUGAACAGGUUAUAGAAAUGACCUCGGUUGAUGAACUGCAGAACCUUGGUGUGGUGACAGAACCAGGACCCUCCAGUUAUCAGGUCGUGCAGGCCAAUGAUGGUCAAGAACCCAGAUUCAAUAUGCCAGGAAUAGAACCAACAUUACAGUACCUGACAGGAAAGAUCAGUUUUGCUGAGUUCAGUGAGUUGAUGGAAUCUGGCCAUCCAGAUGUUCCUGUUGACCUGGAAAACGUCGUACAGACAAUUCAUGUGACAGAUGUUAUCAUGCCAACAGAGGAAACUCAGGAGGAGAAACCAGUAGAGGGCACCAGUCAAUCGGAGGACAUCGAUGACAAGUCUCCGAAAAAGAAAACUCGUAAAAAGAAAAAGAAGUUUAGUGAUUUACCAGCACAUCUGGAGGGGCUUAUGGGAGAAGCUAAUCUGACAUACGCUAAAGGGGAUCACGAGAAAGCCAUCUCAAUUUGUUUAGACAUUAUAAGGAUGGCACCAGAGGCACACCUGCCUUUUCAGACACUAGGCAUGAUUUACGAAGAUCAAGGGGAUCUAAAGAAAUCUCUUCAGUACAGUUUGAUAGCAGCGUACUUGAACCCAGUGGACCGUGACAGCUGGAUAAGGUUGGCUGAGUUGAGUUUGGAACUGGAGGACAAAUCACAAGCGGUCAUUUGUUAUAGCAAAGCUAUACGAGCAGAUCCCCAGAAUCCUAAUAACAUUGACUUAUACUGGAGUAGGAGUCAUUUAUACGAGGAGCUAGGGGACAAGAAGAAGGCUCUAGAGGGCUAUAAAUCAAUGUUGAAAAUCACUCCUCCCGAGAAUGGAGAGCGGUACAUGGAACUUGCCAGAACAAUUACAAAGCAUUAUUAUGAGGAAGAUGAUAAAGUGUCUGCAAUGGAAACCAUGAAGAAUGCAUUUGAAGCCAACUCAGAAAGUGUAGCAGCAGAGGAUGUGAAUUUAUUUAUGGAGCUCUUAAUUGCACAAAAGAUGUUUCUUCAAGCCAUAGAGGUGCUGGUGAAUCACUGCGGUGUUGUGUUUGAUUUAAACAUUGACAGAGAAUGGAGCAGGGACAUUCCUCUUAACAUCUCACUUAUAGAGAAUGGUGCGGUACAAAUUGUCUCAGUUACUAUUCCAGAAUUGCUUCCCAUUGAUCUAAGGGUCAAACUCGGAAUAUGUCUGAUACAGAGCAAACUGGAUACAUUAGCACAGGUGGUUGUGGCACCCUUGUUUGAGGAGGAAGUGGAGGAGGUAGGAGAUCUAUAUUUAGACGUGGCAGAAGCCUACAUUGACCAGGGAUAUUAUGCAGAAGCAAAACCCAUUCUACAGAGACUGGUGUGCUCAGAAAAUUAUAAUCUGGCAGCUGUGUGGUUGCGACUUGCUGAGUGUUUAAACUCCCUGGGUGAUUUGGAGAGAGCGGAGGAGGCAUACAGUAAAGUUGUGGAGAUGGCUCCCUCUCACAUCGGAGCUAGGAUGUCUCUGUCUACACUACAGCAACAUCUGGGGAAGCAUGAGGAGGCAUUGAAAGCGCUGCACAGGGAUGAAUCAGAUGCUUUAUUAACCAAACAGGAAAAAUCUUUACUGAUGCAUAAGUGUAUGCUGUUGCAUGCACAGGGAAAGUUUGAUGAAUUUCACCGUACUUGUAAAUUGCUACUGUUUAACAUGUUCAAGGAUCUGAAUGACCCAGAUUUCAUCAAAGCUGUGUAUUGUCGUGUGUCUAAUAAAACCAGGAGGGAGAUCCUAAACGACCAUUUCAAACCAGGAUUCAAAGUUUUUUCAGAAAGUGUGAAGUCAGAUAUACCUAUUGAUGAUCUAUGGGAUUUGUUUGUUAAGUUGUGUGAGAUGUUGUUAAACAGAAAGAUGUAUGAAGAUCUUCUAGAAGUAACCAGUCUGGGAAUGUCAUGUCCGUACUUUAUGUUUGAACCCAGGAAACUAAAGCAAGCAGAGUUUAUGUGUUUACUGGGAUGUAUACUCACACGAAAUGAACACUUCGCCUUCAGCCAUAUGAGGGAAAUUUGUAUUAAGGAAGGAAACAAGAAUCAGGUGUGGAAUCUACUCAAUCAGGUUUUACUGAUAUCAACAGAGAGCAGACAUAAUCGCUUUUGUCUGCGAUAUCUUUUGAGUAAUCCAGAUCACAUACCUGUUGAAUUAUUAAAUGGCCAUAAUGCAGCAAUAUCAGGAACCUACAAAUAUGCUCUUGGAGAGUACGUGGCUGUACUAAGGAACUGUCCCGAUGACCCCCUGGUGAACCUCCUUAUAGGGCUGACAUUUAUUCACCUGGCAGGACAAAAAUUCUCCUCUAAAAAGCAUUCCCUGCUUACUCAGGGCCUUUCCUUUCUUAACAGUUACAAAGAGCUGAGAGGAGAGUGCCAGGAGACUUACUAUAACAUUGGAAGAGCUCUACAUCAGCUGGGACUGACCUAUGCAGCUGUACAUUACUACAAGAAAGGUCUAACAUUUCCCCCCAUUGUGGAAGAUGAGCAGAAUCGGUUUGACCUAACCCGACAGCUGGCCUAUAACUUAAUGGUGAUCUACAAAACGAGCGGGUCAGAAGCUCUGGCCAGACAGGUGAUGCACCAGUACCUAGUCAUCUGAGUGAAAGGACAGUGGUAUUUUUGGAAACACAGCAAGUUAACACAUCAUCCAUUUAAAUGGGUCCUUCAAACAGCAUCGUUACAAGCAGUGAAGUAGAAAUCUUCAGUUAUGGAACUUAAUUGUAAAAAUGUUGAGAUGCAAACUUGCAUAACGUCAGUUAAUUCUGACUGGAUGAGCACAGACAUUGACUUCACUGUGUGUGUGCAUGGAAAAUGUGAUAUUGACAGGGAAAGUGACAUGGAUACUUUCCAGGAAACCUUGGACAUAUUAUCUGUAUGUUCAUCAGUGUUUUAUGUCAUUGAGUAACCAUAGAAAUCUCUGCUGUAUCUGACUUGAAUUCCUUAUUUAGGAAACUUGACAAGUUACAGUGUACAGAGAAAAGAAGAGGGACGGUGUUCCUAAUUUAGUAACAGCCCUCCCCCGGCCAUUAAUGAAUUGAUUGAUAAAAAAUAUUUAUAGAAAUCUGAUUGGAAGCUUCUUUUAUGUUAUGACAUUACCGUUAUCAAAUGUGGAACAUACUGAAGAAAUAGGGGUUGUCUAAUAAAAUCUACAAGCACAAG